AUGUUGAGGCUCAAGGUGCUACGAUGGGCCUGUCUGGUGGGUGAGUGACCGACCUCUCCAUUUAUCCAAGAGGAAGCCUGGCUGGAUUUCUGGUUUGAGAUCAUCUUUGGCUCUGUAUGGCCUAUAACUGCCAUUGUUCCUGACUGGCUUGGUUGUAUAUUCUGGCUGGUGCUCUUUUCUGACAGCUCCUUUUAACGUGGAAGUCAGACAUAAAAGUCAACAUGGGCCUUAGUCCAUUGAUCUGAUCCCACUGUGAUUUUAACUUAUUCUGCCUGGUCUGGAUUUGAAGAAAACUGGACAUUUGGGGUGGGUGGGUGAGUUAAGAAGUCUCUUAUGAACUAUUCCUUCGCAAUGAAUUGUGAAAUUGGGUGUUGCCGUCAUCGUUUCUUAAGAGGUAAAAGUAAAGGGACCCCUGACCAUUGGGUCCAGUCAUGACCGACUCUGGGGUUGAGGCGCUCAUCUCGCUUUAUUGGCCGAGGCAGCCGGCGUACAGCUUCCGGGUCAUGUGGCCAGCAUGACUAAGCCGCUUCUGGCGAACCAGAGUAGCGUACGGAAACGCCAUUUACCUUCCCGCCGGAGCGGUACCUAUUUAUCUACUUGCACUUGAUGUGCUUUCGAACUGCUAGGUUGGCAGGAGCAGGGACCGAGCAACGGGAGCUCAUUCCGUCGUGGGGAUUUGAAGCACUGACCUUCUGAUUGGCAAGUCCUAGGCUCUGUGGUUUAACCCACAGUGCCACCCGCAUCCCUCCUUCUUAAGAGAUAUUCAUUGGUAAAUAAAAAGUUUAGGUUUGAUAAGUCAGUCAGUAGAACCUCAGUUUUUGAGUGUCUCGGAAGCCAAACAAUUCAGAAUCUGAACACUGAAAACCCGGAAGUAAUUGCUUCCAUUUUCGAAUGCGCCUCAGAAGUUGUACGGCUUCCGAGGCAUGUUUUUCAUUGUUUCCCAUUAACUUUGCAGCCAGCCCAUUGAUCCUCAGUUUCCGAACAUAUCGGAAGUCGAACAGUCUUCCGGAACGGAUUAUGUUCGAAAACCGAGGUUCCACUGUAUUUAACAAGGUUUGGGUGCAGUGGUUCAGUAAUAUUCAGUAAUUUUGAAUUUGGUCAAGUAGCUGGUUUUAAAUUAAACAAGAUGAAAACCAAGGUAUUAGAGAAAAAUCUUACAGAGAUAGAGAAGGAGAGGUUCCAGAAAGAGACAGGAUUAACAAUUGUUAAUAAAGUGAAAUAUUUAGGGGUGAAUAUGACUGCUAAAAAUGUGAAUUUGUUUAAAGAUAAUUAUGAAAAAUGUUGGUCAGAGGUGAAGAAGGAUCUAGAAAUAUGGUCAAAAUUGAAGUUAUCAUUGCUUGGCGAAUUGCUGCGAUAAAGAUGAAUGUACUGCCUAGAAUGUUGUUUCUGUUUCAAACAUUACAAAUUGUGGACAAAAUGGACUGUUUCAAGAGGUGGCAAAGAGACAUUUCCAAAUUUAUCUGGCAGGGCAAAAACCUAGAAUAAAAUUUAAGAUAUUAACAGAUGCGAAGGAAAGAGGGGGAUUUGCCCUGCCAGAUCUUAAACUUUAUUAUGAAGCAGCCGCUUUUUGCUGGCUGAAAGAUUGGCUACUUCUUGAAAAUGUGGACAUUUUGGAUCUAGAAGGUUUUGAUAACGUUUUUGGAUGGCAUGCAUAUCUAUGGUAUGACAAAGUCAAAGCGCAUAAGGCCUUUAAGAAUCAUAUUGUCAGGAAAGCAUUGUUUAAUGUUUGGGUGAGAUAUAAGGAUUUGUUGGAAAGUAAAACACCAAGGUGGCUGUCACCAAUGGAGGCAAAGGCAUUGAAAAAAACUAAUAUGGAGACAAACUGGCCAAAAUAUUGUGAAAUCUUAGAACAAGUUGGUGAUAAACUAAAAUUGCAGAGCUUCGACAAAUUAAAAACUAAAGUUCGAGAUUGGCUGCAUUAUUAUCAAAUAAGGGAGGUUUUUAAUAUAGAUAAAAAGAUUGGUUUCCAGGAGGAAAAAUCUAAACUGGAAACGGAAUUGUUAGAACCUAAAACUAAAAAUCUGUCAAGAAUGUAUAAUCUGUUGUUGAAAUGGAAUACACAGGAUGAAACGGUCAAAUCUGCUAUGAUUAAAUGGGCGCAAGAUGUUGGGCAUAACAUUAUGUUUGCUGACUGGGAACGGUUAUGGACCACAGGUAUGAAAUUUACGGCUUGUAACGCCUUAAGAGAAAAUAUAAUGAAAAUGAUUUACAGGUGGUACUUAACCCCAGUCAAGCUAGCAAAAAUUUAUCAUUUGCCUGAUAAUAAAUGUUGGAAAUGUAAAGAAAAUGAAGGUACUUUUUUCACCUUUGGUGGACGUGCCCAAAGAUCAAGGCCUUCUGGGAAAUGAUAUAUAAUGAACUAAAAAGGUAUUGAAAUAUACUUUCUUGAAGAAACCAGAGGCCUUCCUCUUGGGCAUGGUCGGUCAAUUGGUGCGAAGGGAAGACAGGAAUUUUUUAUGUAUGCGACAGCAGCAGCAAGAAUACUCAUUGGGAAAUACUGGAAGACACAAGAAUUGCCUACCCGAGAAGAAUGGCAGAGAAAAGUGAUUGACUAUAUGGAACUGGCUGAGAUGACCGGCAGAAUUCGAGAUCAAGAAGAAGGGUCGAUGGAAGAAGAUUGGAAAAAAUUUAAAACAUAUCUUCAGAAUCACUGUAAUAUAAAAGAAUGUUAGAAAAGGUUGGAGAAGAAUAUUAGACCAUAUUGGCAGACAGAGUAUAAUGGAAUUAAGUAAAUAUGAAGUGUAAAAUAAAAGAUAGAGGAGAAUUAAAUAUUUUGGAAUGUUAAAAUAAGUAAAUGAAAAGAAGGUUAAAAGGAUUUGCUGGAGAUACAAUUUGAAUUAGAAUACAAAGCAGAGAAGUGAGAGGAAGUCACGGAAAUAAGUAAAUGGGAAAACGGCUCUAAUGGUUUAAGUUGAAUUUUUCUUUUGUUAUUUUUUAUUGUGAUUUUUUGUCUUGUGCAUUUUUCUUGGUAUUGUGUGUUUUUCUUGUAGGAUGUAUGUGAUUAGUUUUUCUUUCUUCACUUUUUUCUUUUUCUGUAAUCUUAAAAUUUGAAUAAAUAUUAUAUAUAUAUAAAAAAAAGUAAUAUUCAGUAAUUUUAUUUACAAAAAAUAUUUAUAUGCAACUACAUGUUUAAAAAACAGAAAAAAGCUUGCAACAACAGCAUCUAUAGGCAAUAAAAGCAAUGUAAAAAAAUUUGGAGACCAUCAACGAUUACAGAAACACAUUUUAUUUAUUUGCCUGCACAAGCUUGGUGGCAGAGAAAAGUUCAGCAAAUUUUGCAUCUCUGUUUUGGACAAUAGGUGUCCCCCUUCUACUUUCUGGUCGCUCAGUAAUGAACUACUGCGGCCUGUGCUAUUGUGAGGGAAUCUACGUAGAAGUGUCUGUAUUCAAUAUUGGGUGAAGGAACACCAUCUUUUAUAACAAGUGCAUGACAGUGUAAUCUUAUGUAUUUUUACUCAGGUGUACGUUUCACUGUGUUCAACAGUGAAAAUGUGCGUAAGAUUUAGCCUGAAAGUCAGACGGAUGACUUAUUGUGCUUCUCUCUUGGCCUUUCAACUGCAGAAGGGUGGUUUUGGGUUUUGUUUUGUUUUUAUUGUGUGGAAGUAUUUUAGAGACGGUUGUUUUUGCUGUGGUAUUGGCAGUUAAUGCUUUACAAAGGACCCAUUCAUCUGAGUGCAGUUGAGGGCGUCACAGAAUAGCCUGAUCAUGUGUUGCUUUUGUCUCCUUGUACUCCUUAUCUUUUAAAAGGGACGCAGGUGGCGCUGUGGGUUAAACCACAGAGCCUAGAACUUGCCGAUCAGAAGGUCGGCGGUUCGAAUCCCCACGACGGGGUGAGCUCCCGUUGCUCUGUCCCUGCUCCUGCCAACCUAGCAGUUCGAAAGCACAUCAAGUGCAAGUAGAUAAAUAGGUACCGCUCUGGCGGGAAAGUCAACGGCAUUUCUGUGCGCUGCUCUGGUUCGUCAGAAGCGGCUUAGUCAUGCUGGCCACAUGACCCGGAAGCUGUACGCCGGCUCCCUCGGCCAAUAAAGGGAGAUGAAUGCCGCAACCCCAGAGUCAUCCACGACUGGACCUAAUGGUCAGGAGUCCCUUUACCUUUACCUUUACUCCUUAUCUUUGUAGUAACUUAAUUUCCUAUUGGACUUUUUAUAACAUGCUGUUAUAAGAAAAAACUUCUCCCUUUCCAUUAUGGGGUAUUCCAGAGCCCGUAGAGAGUCCUUAAGUGGGUUCCCUAUCGGUAGGAGAAAAUAACAGAGGCCAACCAGAGAAUAUUGAGAAACAAAGCGGCUAGUAAGCCUGACCUUUAUUAAAGGAACUGUUGCAACAGAGUCCCCACUCAUCACACACAAGAGGGAGGAGAACCCUGAACAAUGGUGCUCAAGCCCUUUUAUAGACUUUUUAAAUUGCCCACCCUGUAGCCCAAGACCACCCCGCAAAACAUCAUACAUACAUCACAGAAAGAGGUGGUCUACAGCAGAAAUCCUGUCUUCCAGGAUACCUGAUAACAGUCACUGAUUGCAUUACCUGGGCAGUCUGGCUAUUCUUUUGUGGUGGUUAAUACUUUAGUUCUUGAAUCCAGGUCAAAGGCUCACCCUAUUCAUGCACAAAUACGCCCUUAAAGACAGGAUUUGCAAGCAAAAAGACAAUGGGAAGGAUUUCCCCAUUUGCCGCCCUUACUGCAGAGGAAUAUUUGAGGUCAUUAGGAGAGUCAAAAUGGCUCCAGUAUUGCUCUCCUGUACUAUUUCAGACACAUGGUUCAUAUAUUUAGAUAUAUGUGCAUUUAUGAAUAUCUAUUCUAUAUUUGAGACCUUAAAAUUCUUAAAACAUCUCCUUGUUCUCCUUUUCUUUGUAGUAAAUUAAUUUCCUCUUGGACUUUUUAUAACAUGUGUUUUGUUUUGUAACAUGUGUUGUAACAGCCAUUGGCUAUAAGCGAUAAAAAUCUGACAGACGGAUAACUUCUCCUUCAGGGUUCCUAAUCUUCCUGGCACAGUUGAUCCCGAGGACUUUGUCCUACCAACCAGGCAGCCCCCUCACGACUGACGAGUACCUGGACUUUUUUGCGUCCAUGAGGCCCAAGUGGAAGGCAAGCGUGGUGUGUCAGAUCCGACAUAGCAAAGGUUGCCAGGAUCCUAAAAUCCUACAGCUGGAUCAGUAUGAGAACCAUGGCGAGAUCCCAGAUGGUAUGUGCAGAUCACUGGUUCACGCUUCAGAUUCCCACCAGAACCCUUUUGUGGUGAGAGACUCUGGUUGCACUUUCUUCAAUAUAUGAUUCCCGCCAACAACAACCUUUUCUGCAGUCUGUAAAUCUACAGAUCUCUCUGAAUAUGGCCUGUAAAUGUCUGUGCGGGUCCUAUGGCAACCAUCCUCAACUUUUUCAGACUUCAGGCCAAGCUUUAAAACCAAUUUUCAGCAUAGAACCAACUUUUGAAUUUUUUUUUAAACAAAACUUUAUAAUUUCUUCUUUCACAAGGCAUAUCUACACUGGCGAAAUGCAGGGUUUGCAGUAUUUCUUAACCCUGGGGAACCCUUGGAAUUGUAGUUCUGUCAGGAUGGGGCAGAGAGGUGACUAAUAAAUACUUUUUAGUAUCUGUAGCAAAAAUACUUUUUAGUAUCUGAAGAUGUCAAGGAAAUAAACAACCAUCUGACUUUUAGAAGAUAUCUGAAGGGCAGUCCUGUUUCGGGAAGUCUUUAACGUUUGAUGUUUUAUCGUGUUUUUAAUAUUCUAUUGGGAGCUGCCCAGAGUGGCUGGGGAAACCCAGCCAGAUGAGCAAGGUAUAAAUAAUAAAAUUAUUAUUAUUAUUAUUAUUAUUAUUAUUAUUAUUACUACUACUAUUAUUAUCUAGCAAACUACAGUUCACAAAAGGAGCAUAGCUAUCGCAAUCAGCGAAUAUAGAACAAACAAAAGAUAUACCGUAUUUUUCACUCUAUAGGACGCACUUUUUCCCCUCCAAAAAUUAAGGGGAAAUGUGUAUGCGUCCUAUGGAGCAAAUGCAGGCUCCUUGGCUUCAGCGAUAGCAACGCGAAGCCUCCGAAGCACAGAGGGAGCGCUCCCUCUGUGCACCCACCUCUCUCGCUCUCCAGGCUUCAGGGAUAGCCACCUGAAGCCUCCGGAGCACAGCAGGAACUUGCGCUGCGCUCCGAAGGCUUUGGGUUCCUUUUGCUGAAGCCGGGAGAGCAAGAGUCUCCUGGCUUCAGCAGAGAGGGAGAGCUGCGCAGCGCCCCUUCAGCCAAGUGGGAGGAGAAAUGGAAGGGGUUCCGUUUCUCCUGCUGCUUCACUGAAGGGGCGCUGAGCAGAGAGGGGGAGAUUUUCUUUUCUUGUUCUCCCCCUCUAAAACAAGGUGCGUCCUAUGGACGGGUGCGUCCUAUAGAGCGAAAAAUACGGUAUAUUGCUAGACAUGCCCCAUCUCUCUUUCCUUCUCUCUCCAUGCGCCUCUUAUUUUUCUAUUUCUCUUCAAAAAUUAAAAUACAAUGGUGGCUUUGCCAGGGAAGCAACCCUCCUUAGGUCGGGCCAAGACCCACUUGUGGAUCCACACUCAGCCUACUAGAUGAAGGCCUAAGAGAAGAAACAGAAGAUGCUCUAGGCGUUUUCAUCGGCUCACCUUUACUGCCGUUCUGUUCAGGGAGGACACAAUUCACCCGGAAACAGACCUGUGCAAGGCUUGCCCAGGAGUACCUUGGAGUGGAUUGUGCCCUUUCCCUGCUUUGAUUCCCCAAACCACAACUGUAACUAUUAAUCUGGAUUUACAUGGGAAGGGGAACGGGCUUUCAUUAGUCUGCAACGAUAAUUUGAUGCAAUUCUGAAUGUCUUGUGCUUUGGAAGCAAAACAAUGUAAAAAUUCUCCUCCCAGCUUUAAGGGAUUGGGGGAAAAGAAAUUGGCCAAAGGUAGUUUGUUGUUUGGCAAUAUACUGCCACAGACCCCUCAAUCAUUAGAGAACAUAAGUGUAUAGCUCAGUUCAACAACGGGUGCAUUUGUUUACUUCUGAGCAAUGCUGGAGGAUAUGGUACUUUUCGUUCUUCCUUCCCAUGGUAAGACUUUUCGCCUUCUGCUUCCAGGUCCCAUCUGUGCAGAUCUUCCUCACGUCAUACGUUUUGAGACUUUUUGUCUAUUUGCACAGUUUCGGUGUUCAAACCGGAGAUUCUACGUCAAGGUGAGGAGGAGAGAUGUAUGUCUGCCCGCUUCAAUAGAGCUCCUGUUUUUAGAAGAAUACGAAAUUCUGAGUGAUUUGGCAGAAGGUUGAGGCAUGUGGAUAUUGUUAAGCUCCCUUAAUAGGUUACCCUUCACCUUCCCACAUAACUGGAGGAUUUCAGGAGGGUUAGUGCAGAGGCACAGAUAGAGAUACCGGACAAGGUCCUACAUGAGAAGAUGCCCAGAGCAGAUCUGGAACAAAAAUGCAGACUGAGAGUGGACGGGCAAGCCGAGAUGGCUGGGGCGAGGCAGGGUCCCACACAAACCAGACCACAGUCUUACUGAUGCUUUUGCAAGGACCCAGCAGCUUGCCUUGAGAGGUGGAGUUACACUGAGACCUGAUAGCACAAUGCUAUAUAGUGGUACAGUGGUACCUCGGGUUACAUACGCUUCAGGUCACAGACUCCGCUAACCCAGAAAUAUUACCUCGGGUUAAGAACUUUGCUUCAGGAUGAGAACAGAAAUCGUGCUCCGGCAGCGCAGCGGCAGCAGGAGGCCCCAUUAGCUAAAGUGGUGCUUCAGGUUAAGAACAGUUUCAGGUUAAGAACAGACCUCUGGAACGAAUUAAGUACUUAACCCGAGGUACCACUGUUCUCGAAGCUACAAACAUGAGUCUGACCCAACUGUGGGAGGCAGUGGAAGACAGGAGUGCCUGGCGUGCUCUGGUCCAGGGGGUCACGAAGAGGCAGACACGACUAAACGACUAAACAACAACAACAGCCACUGUACUUUGGUACUCAAAUGGCUUGGCUCCUGAACAAAUCUGCUCCUGAACCCCGCAAACCCGGAAGUGAGUGUUCUGGUUUGCAAACGUUUUUCAGAAGCCGAAUGCCCAAUGCGGCUUCAGAUUGAGUGCAGGAAGCUCCUGCAGCCAAUCAGACGCUGCGCCUUGGUUUUUGAACCGUUUUGGGAGUCGAAUGGAUUCCCGGAACGGAUUAAGUACAAGGACCGAGGUACCACUGUAUCAGUCUUCCUCCAUUUUGCAGCCUUGACAACAAGGGGCACCCAGUGCACAGGCCAAGAAACUUCUGCCUUAAAUACGCUAUUCAGAAAUCAUGGCUGUCAGGAGUUUGUUACAUUAUAGAAGGUGUAUUUUCUUACGAGUCCCUUGCCUUUGCUCAGAUCUUAGGGCAAAUGUUUGGAUGGGCAGGCAUAUUUCACUCAUUUCCCCCCCACUUUUAAUUUGUAUACUGUACCACCUUUCUAUAUUACCAUAUCCAAGGCGGUUUACAACCUGAAGAAACAACAAAAUAGACAGCAAAGAUCGCACACCUAUUAACAAUCUGAUCCAAUACAAAAAAGUCAUAAUAAAAACACAACUUUAAAAUAAACAACUUAUAUCAAAUACAGUCGUACCUUGGUUUUCGAACACCUUGUGAGUCGAACGUUUUGGCUCCUGAACAUUGCAAACUCGGAAGUGGCUGUUCCGGUUUGCAAACUAUUUUUGGAAGCCGAGCGUCCGAUGGGGCUUCUGCAGCUUCUGAUUGGCUGCAGGAGCUUCCUGCAGCCAAUCAGAAGUCGUGCUUUGGUUUGCGAACAUUUUGGAAGUCAAACGGACUUCUGGAACGGAUUCUGCUUGACUUCCAAGGUACGACUGUAAAGCAAUAUUCAAUAAUUCGCCAGAAUGUAAGAGUAAACAGUAAAAUGAAAUAUCAGCAAAUAAAAAUUACACUUAACAAUUACAAUAAAGAAUCACUAAACUGCAAUCGGUAAAGAUAAUGGCAAGUCACAGUGCAUAAAAUACCACAAAACAUACAAAACCAUGUAGAAGGGUCAAACUGAGAAGCAAGGGCACACAACUUAUAAUUAAAAAAAAAAAAAUCCCUGAACUACUCAUGCUCUUACCAGCUGCUGAAAUUUUAAUUUAUAGGGGGAUUAUGCAAUUGCCACACUUUCCUGUCUUUUCUUUUUCCGGUCCUUUAUAUCUGCUGCAGCAAGCAGGACUUUAAUAUUGCCUUGGUUCCAGGCUGGAAGGACUGAGGAACGAAUGCAGAGAAGGGGUUGUGCUGUUAACACAACCAGACAUCCCUAAUUCCACUGCCUGUGGUGGAUAGGAUCAUUUCACCGUGGCCUCUUGGCCCAGCAGGUUUUGCAGUUUCUUUUGUGGUGCUUCCAAAACUUGCAAAACCUGCGUGCCCAGAGAAGCAACAGUGACUGUAGCUUCCCAAUGCUUUUUUAUUCCUGGCCCUGCCUCAUCUUCCUUAGGAGGGGUUGAUCUGCUUUCAAGCAGGAGACGGGUGAUACCUUUUUUUUUCAGAUAAUGUAUUAAAUUAUGGUUGUUUCAAGACAGAACAUUGCUCUUUGUGUGCAUGUUCUCCCUUUCCUUUUGCCCCCGGUAAUCGGGUUUUGAAGAUUUAAUAUUAUUUGGAAAACCUGCCUGAAAUAUACUCGGAGUCGAGAGUGGAUUUCAUGCUCUUUAUUCAGCUCAUAGUGGUGAGGAGGAAUCAAAGUUCCCCCACAAUAUCUGCUUUAUAUACAUUAUUUACACAAUGGGCUGCCCGUGAUUGGCUAAUUCCGGGCUUCUCCUGUAGGCCAAUCAGGUUGUGGAUUCACUUCCACCUGGAGCUGGAUUGGGUGGCUCCUGUGGACCAGUCAUACUGCUGCAUUGUUCUAGGACCAAUCAGACUGCUGCAUUUUGGAUCCUAUCGUUCUAGGACCAAUCAGACUGCUGCAUUUUGGAUCCUGUUCAACUCAGUACAUAACACUGCUGGAAUUCUUUUAGAAGAGGCGACAAAACAAAUAGGUCUGCAUGCCAGGGGAAGCGAUGCUUCUUUCAAGCCUCUCUUUAAAAUAAUACGAGGAAUUCCACAUCAUGGUAAAUUGAUGGUUCAGAGCAUUCCAGCUUAUCAGACGUGAUGCUUCCCCCACAUCCCCUUGCACACUGUUCUGGGGCUCCUCCUGACAACCCUGUCAGCCAAUUUCAGGGGGUGCCUGUGGAGAGGGGGAGGAGGUGAGACCCCAUUGUGCAAUCCAGUGUUGUAUAUGCACAAAGUAUCAAAUGUGGUGACAGUAAUAAUAAUGCAACAAAACAACAAAGUGGCUUAUAAGUAUAAAUCAAAUUUGCUAGAAUAGAGAUAGACUUGUAACCAUUCAAGAAGCAACAAACAUACUAAGGUGCCAUGUGCAAAACAAAGCCUGGAGAUACUGUAAACAUGGAGUGGAUAAGUGUACAACUGCAUCUUAACAAGUUACAUGUGCAAUAAACGUUAUAAACCGUUUUGUAUGACCGGCUUUUCAGACUGAUGAAGCGUGCAGCGAAACCUGUAAUAUAUCCGGAGAACAGAUCUCCUUUUGCCCACUUGCGCUAUUCUCACCAGGGUGGUGGCUUUGAAUUGCCUUCCUGUGAUUGAUCCAUGCAUACGGCUUUGUGUUUCCAACUCAAGACCCAUUGAAGAACAUCUCAUCCAGUUCAAUCUUUGAAAAACAGCUUUGAAAAACUUUUUCAUAUUCUCCAGUGUGCUACCCUUGCCAUUGUGGUGGCACGGGGUUGCCAUUCUGUGAUUGGACUUACGCUACUUGUUGAACGGUUCAUUUAUCCAGUCUGUAUAACGUAUACUGCACAUGUAACUUGUUAAGAUACAGUUGUACAUUUAUCCACUCCAUGUUUGCAGUAUCUUCAGGCUUUGUUUUGCACAUGGCACCUUAGUAUAUUUGUUGCUUGAAUGGUUACAAGUCUAUCGCUAUUCUAGCUAUUAUUCUAGUAAAUUUGUUUUUAUACUUAUAAGCCAGUUUGUGGUGGUGUUGUUUUGUUGUAAUCCAGUGAUAGCCAAACUUGGCACUCAAGCUGUUUUGGGAUUUCAGCUCCCAUCAUCCCUUGCUAACAGGACCAGUGGUCAAGGAUGAUGGGAAUUGUAGUCCCAAAACAGCUGGAGGGCUAAGUUUGGCCAUCACUGGUGUAAGCAGUAGUCCUACCCUAUAUGUUUUUCCAUCCCAGGUGAGGUGGAAAGAUUCCAUUUCCCCCUAAACCACAGACAUCAUGCAGAAGACCUCUUAUUUUGGCAUAGAAGCAGCAUAUGAAAUAAAUACAGCUGGACUUAACCCCACCAGGGAGCCAGGUCUGCUUGGAAUAGCAGCAGAAAAUAGGCCUUCACUGUGGUUAUGGUCUUUCAAGAGGGGAAGUCCUUUUCCCCCUUCUUUUUUAAUGGGAGGAAUGUGGAAAUUGGGAAAUCCCUGUAUACCUGAAGGACCCCCAUAGUCCAGCCUGGACACUAAAGUCCAGCACCAAGGACCUACUGGCAGUUCCCUCACUGCAAGACAUGAAUCCACAAGGAACCAGGCAGAGGGCCUUUUCUGUAGUGGCUCCUGCCCUGUGGAACACCCUCCGGUCAGAUGUCAAGGGGGAAAAAAAACAACUAUCUGUCUUUUAGAAGACAUCUGAAGGCAGCCCUGUUUAGGGAAGUUUUUAAUGUUUGAUAUUUUACCAUGUUUGAUGUUUUAAUUUGUUGGAAGCCACCCAGUCAGACUGGCGGCCUAGAAUACUAAUACUAAUACUAAUACUAAUACUAAUACUAAUACAGUGGUACCUCGGGUUACAGACGCUUCAGGUCACAGACUCCACUAACCCAGAAAUAGUACCUCGGGUUAAGAACUUUGCUUCAGGAUGAGAACAGAAAUUGCGUGGCGGUGGCAGUGUGGCAGCAGCAGGAGGCCCCAUUAGCUAAAGUGGUCCCUCAGGUUAAGAACAGUUUCAAGUUAAGAAUGGACUUCCAGAAUGAAUUAAGUUCUUAACCUGAGGUACCACUGUACUAAUACUAAUACCAGGUAAUGAACUAGGUCUGAUGAGAAAUGUAGACAGUCCUCUUUUACAUGGGGGCGUGGGAGAGAGGAUUCUUCACCCAAGACAACUUGGUCACGUUUUCCCAAAUUUUCUCCUUCCUCCACCCCCACCCUGGAUAGCGGAUACUGUGCCCAGAGUUUGAAGAGGAUGAGGAUGAACAUGAACAUGAGGUUCACGAACAUGAGGUUCACGAACAUGAACAUGAGCACGAACAUGAGCAUGAGCAUGAACAUGGGCAUGAACAUGAGCACGAACAUGAACACGGGCAUGAACAUGAGCACGAACAUGAACACGGGCAUGAACAUGAGCACGAACAUGAACACCGGCAUGAACAUGAGCAUGAGCAUGAACAUGAGUACGAACACAUGCACAGACAUGAAGACGAGUACGAGGAUCAAGACGAAGUCAAUGCCGUUUCUCCAUCCCCAAGCCAGUUGCGUAACAUGGCGCCAAUAGACCAUAGUGCCACACCCUCCCGCGACGCCCGCCUCCGCUCCAACAUCGACGCCAUUUUGAAAUAUUCCUUUGCCGUCUCAGGCCAGGAGCCCGUGGCCAGGGAACGCUCCUUCUCAACUCCCUCCAGCACGCCGGACUACGUGAGUGCCGUGCUCGUUGCGGCCACUGCGGAAGCCGUGUCCACCACCGAAAUGGCUGCCUCCGAAACUGAAGAGCCGUCAGUCACCAAGGGGCUCUCAAACCAGCAGCUCCACAAGAGCAUCCACCGCCUGAUCGGCAUGGCCUUCUCCCUGGAGCAGUCCCUGAAUGCCGAGAACGCGCAGCCUUACAAAGGAUCAAAGGAAGGAGGCAGAGAAGGAGACCUGAAUAUGCUGACUAGCCAGGAAGGGUCCGGUUCCAAGGGGAGGUAAGGGCAAGUCUUGCUCCCAGGCCAAAAGUAGUAACGUUUGCUGAGGAAAACAGGCCCCCAAAGCACAGGCGGCAGGGCCUAGAGGAAGAUGCCUAGCGAUGGGACACCUUUGUUGUCAGCUCCCACUGGCUCCUCCCUUUCGUUUCCCCUCAUUAUAUUGACUAAAUAUAUAUUUCUAUAUUUCCAAAAUGCUUGUGUGGACUAAAGUUUUAAGUAGAAAAUAAAAAGUGCAUUGAGGACAAAUAAUGUGGAAAGUCCUAAAGUUUAUUUUCAAGACGUGCUUCUUCAACUCGGUCAGCAUAGUCACCCCAACAGACAAUGUACAGGGUUUGGGUAUUCUGGCACACUGCAAAGCCAUACAACUGAGUCACCCUCAUCAUUCCUCUGCUCUCAGUUUACUCCCUGCUGCCUCCUUCCCAGAUCUCCUACAUCACCAAUCCAUGUUCCUCUUAAUUGUUGAAUGUAAGGUGCUUUCUGGUCAGGAAUUGCAUACACGCUUUAUUUUGUACAGGGCCUAGCACCCUAUGAGUGCUAAAUCAGUGUGUGGAUGAGCGACAGCUGCAUUGCUUUGUUUUAUGAGGGAAAUCGUUGGCUCUCCAUAUCCUUACUCCUUUAAAAACAACUUACCCAAAGGUAUACAAAAUUAUUGACAUUGAUGCAACACUUCAGCUCCCAGUUUGGACCAGUCUAGCAGUUCCUCAGUUAUUUAUCCAUUUUGAUGGCCAUGUUACAAAUAGCCACAAGCCCACACACUCUAAAACCAAGUAAAAAACACGGAAGACCAAAUCCACUCACUUUUAAGAAGAGAGAAAGAGCAGCUACUUCAGGGAAGAGUGGAUUCUAAGGGUGCGUAACUGUUUCAUAAUGAGCAAAGAAUUAAACUUCGGUUGAUGUUUUAGAUGCAAUGGAAUGACUUUUCCUGAGUAAUUAAUAGGUACAAAUGGGUUCAUUGUCAUCCCAUUUAUACCCAUUUGAGGGCUGGGACUUUAUCUUUCCCUAAGAGUGGCAGCAGCUCAUUUUGGGGACUUCCACUUCUUUUUCGGAGACUUCUUUGAACAUCGUGUCAUUUGGAGAGAAAGGGUUGGUGCUAAUGGAACUUGCCUUUUCCACUACCCCCCCCCCCAAAUGUCCCACAAUGAUGCAAUUCUCAGAGCAUUCUGGGAAAUUAUAAUGGCAGCUUCCCCAAAUCAGCUCUGUUGCCGCUGACCCAGGAAGCAGCAGCGACAACAAAAAGUUGAAACGCAAACAAGAAGCCAUGAAUGUGGGAAGAAAUGUGGUUUGAAUGAACGAAUAACGGGUUGAGCGAAGUUUCAAAUAAAGAAACGGGGGGGGGGAGCACAUCCUCAGGUGAUGUUGAGCACAGGAGCGAUGGGGAGAAAGGAAUCGGUACUUGUAGGUGUUGUCAGGCGCUAGUUGAUGCUCACAGCCCUACAGGGGGCAAACAUCCUGUUCAUUAUUGUCACCUGUUCAGCUACCUUCUCAAAAAAUGCAAGCAAUGAGAAGAGCAAAGUGAAGAGCAGUAGUCUCCACUUCCCUCCUGCCUUCCUCCUACCCUGGGAGUUGUAGGGAUUGGGCCCAGGACAACAAGGCAAAGGAGUAGGUUGUGGUGCCUUGGUGAGGAGAAGGGAGACCCACAAAGAUGGGGGACAUGCUACCCAAGGGUCCUCCAAACCCUGGAUCUGGAACUAAGGGGACUAAUGUUCUCCUUACCUGCCUCGUUUUUCCUCCAGAACCCCUCCUCCUCCUUUCCCCUAGUCAUACAUUUCUUCUUAAAAAACAAAAAAACAAAGACAUUUGUCAGGGUUUCAUAUCUGCACAUUUGUUAGGACCCAAGAGUUUGCUGGUGUAUCCUGCUAGAGUGUUAAUGUAUCCCAAGCCUUUGGCAGUUCCACACUUUCAGAUAAUGCAUUGCAAAACCAUAGAGCACAAUUAGAUUUUCUGGCAGCUGUAGGUGGAGCUUAAAGGAGCAUGUUGCGAAUUUUUCAAAAGCAACAUCUGUGGUUGGCAUUCAGCAUUGCACUAAGACGAUCAUUCCAUCAAGGCAAAGAUUUCUGCUUGCCAAAUGGAAUGUUCUCCCGUCUCCACAUCCCGCACACUGUUCUGCAGGAUUCUCCAGACAGAUUUCAGAGUGGAUUUCAGAGAGGGGGGAAGGGAGGAAAUCCCCAUUGUGCUAGUAGGAACCCAGCCCUAUAUGUUGGCAUCAGUUAUUUAGUAACCUAAACAACUGCAUAUUCAAUCAUAUGUAAGGUCUAUUUUAAAAUUGUCAACUUCUUUUGCUAAUUUUCCAAUUGCAUGGGCAUUUCUCUCUUUUUGCCAGUCACCAUCCACGAUGGCCCAUUCACUCAAACAAGGCAUCACUUGAUUACUUGUCUGUAAUUGAAAAAAACAUGCACAUAUUCUGACGGCCCAUCAAUGUGGCGGUAUGGUAAUAGGACUCUCUGUGGAUUACCAUUUAUAGGUUCCUCCAAAGCAUAGGUUUCCUCCUUUAUGGGACCCAGGGAAAACUAUUUUGUGAGGCUCUGCAUUACGCCAUAGGGGCACUUGUCCUGUGGAUUUACCGUAUUUUUUGCUCUAUAAGACUCACUUUUUCCCUCCUAAAAAGUAAGGGGAAAUGUGUGUGCAUCUUGUGGAGUGAAUGCAGGCUGCACAGCUAUCCCAGAAGCCAGAACAGCAAGAGGGAUUGCUGCUUUCACUGCAACGAUCCUUCUUGCUGUUCUGGCUUCUGAGAUUCAGAAUAUUUUUUUUCUUGUUUUCCUCCUCCAAAAACUAGGUGCGUCUUGUGUUCUGGUGCGUCUUAUAGAGCGAAAAAUAUGGUAAAUAAGGACCUCUUCUGAGGCUCAAAUAAGGCAUGAGAGUAGAUACGGGUUUGCCACUGAAAAUGGCAGUUGGAUAUCAACUUCCCCUUCCUCUAUCUACUUAGAUAGCGCAGCAUGCAUUUCCCCACACAUGAGUCAUCUUAGUCCCAUGUUUCCUUAAUUAGUUACAGUGAGAAGGGGGCGGGGAUUGACAUAGAAGGCUGCCAUUUUCAGCGGUUUCUUCUUGGGCUGAUGAGCACCCAGGUAUCGGAGCUGCCUCUAAGAGAUAUUGUGAGGGGGUUGGGAGAUCAAAAUGGCCGCCCUCCUUCUCACAAUUGCCUUCUCUCCGUUUCUCCUUUGUUGCCUUAGCCUCUUAGCUCUUGACAAGGAAGAAGCUCUGGUGAUUCUCUGCUAUGCAGUGCUGCAAGACAUUUGCAUAUCCUCAGCUGUUAGCAAGGCCUGGAAACAAAUGGAGUCAAAAACCUUUGGCUUUGGGGAUUUGGUAAGCUCCCUGCUGGAUGCCAGUUUCAUACCUUCUCACAGCAGAGCCCAGCAGUUGAUAAAUGGGGAGAUCUCCAAGCCCACCUUAAAUUUCGGUGCCACCUUCUGAGCUAGUAAGAGGUCUUGAUAAGAGGAGGAGGGGAGGCAGAACUUUAUUUGUGAAUUUAUAAUCUUCACUUUCAUUUUAAAAUGAAUGCAGCAAAGCGGAAUGCAACAUAUAAAAAUAAAAUAAAAAAUAGAUCGUCCAUACAAAACAUAACAACAACAAAAAGAACAUUCAUGUGGUAAAUGCCUGUCUAUACAAAGGUUUCAAAAAACUUCUGAGGGAAGAAUAAGCAGUUCCACAGGGCAGGGCUCAGCACACGAAAGGAUCAGUCUCUAGUGAUGGUCAACCAGGGCUCAGGGGCGUGUGGCACCACCAGAAGUGUCCCAUCAGAAGAUCUCAGUGACUGAAGUGGAACACAGGAAUCAGACAACUGGCACCCAAGUUAUUUAGGCCUUUGAGAAUUCACACAAGUACCGUGAACCUGGCCUAGCAGCAAAUCAAUUUUUGGAUCCAGUUAAACCACAGAGCCUAGGACUUGCCGAUCAGAAGGUCGGCAGUUCGAAUCCCCGCGAUGGGGUGAGCUCCCGUUGCUCGGUCCCUGCUCCUGCCAACCUAGCCGUUCGAAAGCACGUCAAAGUGCAAGUAGAUAAAUAGGUACUGCUCCGGCGGGAAGGUAAACGGCGUUCCCGUGAGCUGCUCUGGUUCGCCAGAAGCGGCUUUGUCAUGCUGGCCACAUGACCUGGAAGCUGUACGCCAGCUCCCUCGGCCAAUAAAGUGAGAUGAGCGCCGCAAACCCAGAGUCGGUCACGACUGGACCUAAUGGUCAGGACUCCCUUUACCUUUACCUCAGUUACAAGGGCAUAUCCUCCAAGCGCCCCUUUUUUCCAGGGACAGUCCUGGAAUCACGAAAGCCAUCCUGGCUUUUGACUUGAUCGCAAAAUGUCCCUGUUUCCCCUGCCCAUGGUGCUGCCACUGAGCUCAGAGAGAAGGAUGAGCCAGCGCUUGUCCCAAGCAACAGCAGUGGCAGCUGUGAAGGAGAAUCUCGUGGGCUCUCUAUGGCUGCCACUUCCAGCCUCCUCUCUUGGGCAGCUCCUAGCAGCUGCUGGAGAGUGGGUGAGGAGGAGGAGAAGCCGCCAGACAUUUGUCCCUAUUUUCAUCUGAGGAACGUUGCAGGGUAGGCAAGGCGCCGCACUCUGAACAGAAGGACCGACAUGUUGGGAAGGACUGCGCCCGCAACAGUGGUUUGCCACAUGCUUCAAGACAGAGAGGUAGAUUGUUCCAGCAGGCGCAGCUAUGUUUUGGUCCUUCUCAUUGCUCCAUCACUCCCUAGGUGUGUGAUAGCCUUGGCCGACGCCAUGCCGACAUGUGCUCUGAGUGUGCUUUCUGCUCCCUGAAGACAGAGCAGUGCCAAGGAGCCUCCAAUCUGAAGCGUACCCACUGUGUUGGUGGCAUAUUCACAUCCUACAUCAACCCAGGGAUCUUGGCUCAACACCAGGCUAUGCAUUCCAGGGUAAGCCAAACAUUUAGGUUGCCCAGAUAUUAGAGAAAGCUUCACUUACGGACAAGUUCCAUUGAUUCCGCUUCUUUCCCUCCUCCUCAUUUUUUACCACCAGGUCCCCACAGGGGUAGAAGAGUAUUUUGGGGUUGAGACAUAUGCAGGCUUGAAAGCAGACUAUUGGUGUGGUCGCUUGGCUGCUCAUGGCUGUGAUGAUUAUCGGGUGUCUCUGUGGUUGAAGACGGAGUAUUCCUCCUUCCAAAAAGGAGAUUUCCCAAAAGAAGUGAGUAUUAAUGGAAUAUCUGUCCCUUGCCCCCAUCACGUUGGUUUGUUCCUGUCACCCCCGCCACCUUGACAUUUCCUUCUUCCCAGGUCUGCGACUCGACAGGAGUUCAACACCCCACCUACUGCGCUUUCAAGAGCAAGCAGUGUCUGAAAGACAGCCAUGCUGGAGAGAAGGUGGGAGAUGACACCUUCAAGUUCCCUUCUUGAAGCUUAAGUAUAAGAAAUCAGUUGUUUGUUGAGUGCUCCCUCAUUACGGAAAGGCAAAGCUUCUCCUCGUCCCGUUCCUUUCAACUAAAAAGAAAAGAGGUAGAAAGCAACAAGGCUGUCUUUGUUUAGUCGGAUCAUGCAUUGAGGGCUGAUCCAGACUUCCUUUUGUGCCAUGUUUCUGGGCACAGGUCUGCAUUUUCAAGCACUGUGCCUGAGCAUUUGCUUGUUUUUGUCAUGGCGAUUUCCCCAGGAGCACCUGCGUUUUACUGAGAAGAAAAGGUACAGUUAUAGGGGCAGAUGGGGCUUGUCAGCCUGGGAAGGUAGAAGGAAAACUGUGAUCCUAAACCUUGCAGCAUAUCUUUGGGAGAAGAAAAAACUCAGGAGUAAAAAGCAGAGACAUCACCUUGCCAACAAAGGUCUGUAUCGUGAAAGCUAUGGUUUUCCCAGUAGUGAUGUAUGGAAGUGAGAGCUGGACCAUAAAGAAGGCGGAUCGCCGAAGAAUUGGUGCUUUUGAAUUCUAGUGCUGGAGGAGACUCUUGAGAGUCCCAUGGACUGCAAGAAGAUCAAACCUCUCCAUUCUGAAGGAAAUCAGCCCUGAGUGCUCACUGAAAGGACAGAUCGUGAAGCUGAGGCUCCAAGACUUUGGCCACCUCAGGAGAAGAGAAGACUCCCUGGAAAAGACCCUGAUGCUGGGAAAGAUGGAGGGCACAAGGAGAAGGGGACGACAGAGGACGAGAUGGUGGGACAGUGUUCUCGAAGCUACCAGCAUGAGUUUGACCAAACUGCGGGAGGCAGUGGAAGACAGGAGGGCCUGGCAUGCUCUGGUCCAGGGGGUCAUGAAGAGGCGGACACGACUAAGCAACUAAACAACAACAACAAACCCUACACAAAUCCGGUGUGGCGUCCCUAAGACAUUUGGAUGGCACCUUGUACGCCUCCUUCUGGCAAGUCCUAUAGCCAAGCUGGUGCCAAACGUAUUGCUCUGCUUUCCUCUGGAGCACACCAGAGAGACCGAGAAUGGCGUCUUGUCAUCCAGACAGCCCAGGAUUUCCAUGCACACUGCCCAGGCUUGCACCCUGGGGGAAGUCUUUUUUUGCUGCUGAAUCAAUGUGAUUUUCCAUGGAUUGCUGCUUGCUCCAAUUCAGUGGUAAAAUGCAGGUUUCCCCUGGGAAAACAAAAACCACUUGGACAUGGAGCUUUAAAGCUCAGACCUGUGCCUGGAAAGUGUGGCCCAACAAGAAAUCUGGAGGAGCCCUUAGCUGCUCUUUUGCAAGUAAUUUCCGACUAGUCAGCAGCUCUGUUACCCAUCUUGGUUCAGUCUUUGCAGAGUACAGUGGUACCUCUGGUUGCGAACGGGAUCCGUUCUGGAGGCCCGUUCACAACCUGAAAAGAACGCAACCCGCAUCUGUGUAUGCGCGGGUUGCAAUUCGCCGCUUCUGCGCAUGCGCGUGACAUCCUUUUGCGUGUCUGUGCAUGCACAAGCGGCGAAACCUGGAAGUAACCCUUUCGGGUACUUCCGGACUCAACCUGAAAACGCACAACCUGAAGCAAACGUAACAUGAGGUAUGACAGUGUCCAGGCUCUGCCACAUACUUCCUCCUAUGUCCCAUGUUUAUUCUUUCCAGGAACUUCUAAAAAACGUGCAGGGCAACUUUAGCCCUCCAGAAGUUGCUGAACUACAACUGCCAUUGCAAUUGAGGGGAGUUGUAGCAACAUCUGGAGGACCAAGGCUUCCCCACACCAGUUCUAAAGGAUGCCAAGUUCCACUUGGCUAGUAGUGGCAAACUUUGGUCUCUCAAAUUUCAGCGGCACCCUGUGUGAAUCUAACACCUGGUGCCCUCCCCUGCCUCUUGUGCUCUGUUCUACAGCACUGUUAUGGUGCCCCCUGCAGCGCAGCACCCAGUGCAAACCAAGCUGGUGGCUUUACCCUAACCCUGUGGUUAGUUUGGGGCAAGGUGAUUUGAUCCUUCGUCAGAAGUGGAGAAGACAGCUCUAACGUUCUGUUCUUCUUUCACCCCUCAGGUGAUGCGGAAGCCUUGCCAGAAACACCAGACUUACCGAGUGCUAAGUAGGGAGGAAGGGGAAGAGGAAGUGGUGCUUUGGAACAAGAAAUUCUUUCUCAGUAAUGGAGAGGGGAGAGAGUGA
Molecule: messenger RNA, 20300 nt
Organism: Podarcis lilfordi (Lilford's wall lizard)
Lineage: Eukaryota; Metazoa; Chordata; Lepidosauria; Squamata; Lacertidae
Source: the annotation of a GenBank genome assembly